CUCUGCCUCUGGCUCUGGGCGUCCCAGUUGAGCGGCAGGUGGGAGUGUUGCUUUGUGUUUACAUUCCCGCCCCGUGCCGUCCCGAGCCGUCCUGACCAAACCUGCCUGCUCACAGCUUUCCUCUCUCACUUCCUCCACCCACUUCCUGACUGUGAGAGGAGGCUACAGACUGGCUCCAUGAAUGAGCUGCGGAGAGGGGCAGAUGCGGCUGUGGGCAGCUUGCCAGAGUGUGAAGGACAGGGAAGUGAGAGGGGCAGAGAGAGUGAGGAAUGUGCCAGUGUGUGUGUGUGUGAGUGAGUGAGUGUGUGUGUGUGUGUGUGAGCUGGUGAUCACCAUGUCUGUGUGCUGGGUGUCGCUGGUGUUGCUGUUCUGUUGCCAGCUUGUGAAUCUCUCUGGGGCAGGUGUACAGGUGGGCAGCGUGGAUGGAUUGGAGCCCGCGGUGCCCAGUAACGGCGCUGACAGCUCCUCACCCACAACGGGCAGAGGAACCCACAUCACAGGAGCAGCUUCCACCCGGCAACAACCCGCUUCAGCUGCAGACGGACUCCACAGGAAGAGCCUUCUGGACGAGUUGACGGAUUACACAUUUGUGUUCCCGUACGUGGUCUCUGGGAAGAGGAAGCGGAGUCUAGCCACUGUUCCCCAGGGCACGUACCCAGAGCAUGUCAGCAUCAUGGUGGAGGUCCCGGGGGAGCGGCUGAUCCUGGACCUUCGUCGCAACACGCUGCUGCUGCCGAAGGGGUUCCAGGUCUCUCACUACGACUCGAGCGGCACCCUGGUGACGGAGACUCUGGUGAACGGGACCUUGGGGACGGAGAAGGACUGGCAGCCGGGUUUGUGUUACUACGAGGGGUCGGUCAGAAACCUGCAGGGCUCUGCGGUGUCAGCCAGCACCUGCUCAGGACUCAGCGCCCUGAUUGUCCUCAGUAACCGGACCUACGUCAUCGAGCAUCUGGGGGGAUCUGUGAACGGGCAACAUUUGAUGUACAGGCCUGAAGAUGUGAAGUGGGUGCCGGGUCAGUGUGGAAUGAGAAACACAUCCCCUGCAUCCAACCUGGCCAAGCAACUGCAGCAACUGCACCGGAUGAAGAGGGAUGUCCUGCAGGAGAUGAAGUACAUCGAGCUGGUGUUGGUGACCGACAAUGCAGAGUACCAGUCUUACGGGAGCAACAAAGCGAGGGUGACGCAGAGAAUGAUCAACGUGGCCAAUGCCAUUGACCUGUACUACAGAACAUUCAACAUCCGCAUCGCUCUGAUUGGGGUCGAGGUGUGGACCACAGACCAGAUCGUGGUGGAAAGGAACGCUCAGAUAACGCUGGCACGCUUCCUAAAUUGGAGAGAGAAAGUCCUACUCCCACGACUCUACAAUGACAACGCCCACCUCAUCUUGGGCGGCAUUUUUGACAAGGGGACCGGGGGCCUGGCAUCUUUUGGCUCCAUUUGUUCAACAAGCAAUUCCGGAGGAGUAAACCUGGACAUCAACCACAGCUUCCUGAUGGUGUCGGCCACCCUGGCCCAUGAGCUGGGUCACAACCUGGGACUGACCCACGACACAGCGGAACGCAACUGUUUCUGUGAGAACCGAUUCAUUGGCUGCAUCAUGGACACUGCACUGGGCUUUGAGAUCCCCACCAUGUUCAGCAGCUGCAGCCGAGAGGACCUGGAGAACAGCCUGCGGCACGGGGUGGGGGUCUGCCUGUACAACCUGCCGCCUCUACACUUGCUGGUGGAGGGGCCCGAGUGCGGCAACAUGUACCUGGAGGAGGGCGAGGAGUGCGACUGCGGCACGGCUGGGGAAUGUUCGGAUCGCUGCUGCCAUCCUUUGACGUGUAAACUCAUCCCAGGGGCUGCGUGCUCAUCCACUGGUGCCUGCUGUAAGGACUGCAAUUUCCUCCCAGCAGGCACGGUGUGUAGGCCCAGACGGGGAGAGUGCGACCAGCCCGAGUUCUGCACGGGAAGCUCCCAAGAUUGCCCCAACAAUCAUUACAUGAAAGAUGGCUACACCUGCAGCAAAGGGACCUUGUUCUGCAACCAGGGGCUCUGUCAGUCUGCAGACAAGCAAUGCCAGGAGAUCUGGGGCGAUGGUGCGAUGUCGGCCGAGCAGAUCUGCUAUGAGGUAACCAACGGAGAAGGAAACCAGUUUGGCAAUUGUGGCCAGAACGAAAACAACGAGCAUAUUCCAUGCCGAGAUGAGGACGUCCUUUGCGGGAAGAUGCAGUGUAAGGGGGGAAGUGUAAAGCCCAUCCGUGGAGGCAACGUGCACGUCAUCACCAGCUCGCUGCUCUACCGGGGUGUCAAGCACGAGUGCCGGGCCACCUACACCACCUUCGAGGAUGCCAGCAGCUCCGACCUCAUCCGCCCGGGCACCAAGUGUGGGCACCAGAAGGCCUGUAUUAAUGCCAAGUGCCAGAACGUAGCCCAGUUGCAUGUGGGAAGCUGCCACAAGACGUGUAACAACAAUGGGGUGUGUAACAAUAAUGGCAACUGUUUCUGUGAUCAGGGCUGGUCUCCUCCUUACUGCAAUUCCAGCGGCACGGGCGGCAGCCUCGACAGUGGGCCAUUUCUAGCUGAACAACCAGUCUCAAACGUGACGGAGAUCGUGGACUUGACCAGCACCACACAGCACAGUUCCACACAGUCACCAGUCUCAAACGUGACGGAGAUCGUGGACUUGACCAGCACCACACAGCACAGUCCCACACAGUCACCAGGGCCACUGGGCUGGAGAACGCUGCUACCCGCCGUGUUGGUGCCGCUCCUGAUCCUGACUGUCGGUGGUCUGAUCGCUGGCUGGGUGCUGAGGAAGAAAAAAUACAUCGGGACCACCAGGACUGAGAACACCUUUGUGUUUGUGUCUGAGGAGAUCGUUCACAAGCACAGAGCUCACACUCACGGGGUGACGGGGUUACCCGGCCCACUGCCUAACACCAUGGUGUGACCCAGAGAGAAGAUUCAGACAUGGACCAGAUAACUCCAGCAAGUGAUUAGUGUGUGGCACCUGGCAUCACAUCACCUUGUAUUUAACUCCAGAAUACCUGGGGAAGGGCUGCUGAUCAAACAAUCCUGGUGAAUCUGAUCAAUCUGCCACUGAAGCAAACAUUUACAAGAAAGUAUCAGUGUGAUACGAUGAGCAAUUGUUACACAUAGUGAUUGUAAACAUCGAUUAUUUAUUCAACAACCACCGAGUCCGCAUCCGACCAGCGAUCCCCGCAAAUUAACACUAUCCUACAUACCCUAGAGACAAUUUACAUUUAUACCAAGCCAAUUAACCUACAAACCUGCACGCUUUGGAGUGUA
Molecule: messenger RNA, 3297 nt
Organism: Amblyraja radiata (thorny skate)
Lineage: Eukaryota; Metazoa; Chordata; Chondrichthyes; Rajiformes; Rajidae
Product: disintegrin and metalloproteinase domain-containing protein 12-like
Exons: 24
Coding region: 335-2938 (867 amino acids)
Biological process (GO): proteolysis
Molecular function (GO): metalloendopeptidase activity
Source: RefSeq, a predicted model, not a curated record